GUUAACGAGAGUGUCAGCGGGAGUAUCUCAGCUUACACAGUAACUGAAUUGACAGAGUUAACACGUUACAGUGUGUGGAUUGUUGCAGUCAAUAUUCGACGAACUGACAAAGCAACAUUAGCUAGCCCUCCAAGUCAAGUGAUAACAUUUGCUACAAAGGGUGGAGGUUAGUGUAAAGACCAUAACGCGUUUUUAUUUUGCUUUCAUUACUAUUUUGUGUAACAGUAAAUACUGCUCCUCAAAAAAUUAUAUCUACCCAAGUGACUAGUAAUUCAGCUCUAAUCACUUGGCAGCAACCAUUGUUUUCAAAACCAAGAUCAGUUAGUAGGUACUAUAUCAGAUAUUUUAAAUCAACAAGACUUGAUGCAACAGAUACCCGCAAUCUACAAGACAAAGAAGAUUCCAUCUUAGUAAUUUGGACAUUUAUACAAAAUAUACAAUAGACAUAGCAGCUUAUGUGAGUCCUCUGUUGUCUCCUUAUUAUGCAUCAUAUAAUUUUACAACUAAACAAGCUGGUGAGUGAAUUGACCAAUUUUAAUGUGCUGUCAUUAAUAUUAAUGUGUAUUUUAGCACCAAGUCCUCCAAAGAAGGUAAAAGCGAAUGACAUCAGAUCUAGAAGUGUAUCAAUAUCUUGGAUGCCGCCACUUCGUGUCAAUGGCGUGUUGAAGAAAUACAGAAUAUAUAUUCAGUCUGAUCACACUAGCAGACCCAAUAAUCUUAAUAAUGGCAAUAAAACAGUUUCACAGUCACAGACAGUUGUAACAAUUGGCCAAUUGAUUCCUUUUACUACCUACUAUGUUUGGGUUACUGCCAUCAAUGUGGAUGGGCGAGAAUUAGAAAGUGACUUUGAACGUCCCACUGUUUUCAAAACAAAUGCAGAAGUACCGGACACUCCUUCCAACUGCACUGCCACAAAAACCAAUUUAACUUCUCUUCUUGUGAAAUGGAAUCCUUAUUCUUCAAGAGACAACGCAGUUGUAUUCUAUCAAUUGAUAUUUCAGUCUCAGUUCGAGACGAAAAUUGUCAAGACCAUACUGACGAGACUUCAAGAGACGAAUCUUACACCUGAUACCAACUAUAACAUCACAAUUAGUGCAUUUACAAACAACACGAAACUAUUGAGUGGGCCACCAUGUCAAUUGUUAGCAAGAACCGACAAAAGCGAUAUUUAUGAGUCGAAGUCUACUGCAGCACCUCUUGUUGUUGCUGGAGUGUUACCCUGCUUGCUGGUGAUUGUUAUUGUUGUGGUUGCUGUUUAUGUCGUUCGGCAUCGCAAGAGAUGCUGCAACAGUCACAUGCUGAAGAACGACGCCAAUGACACAGAAACAAAUGCUUGUCGCUAUGAGCUGCCAUCAAUUGCACAAACCACACGUGCAAUCGAUGAUCUAGACAUGGCAGAAAGUAAUGCAUACAAUUAUGUCACCGUGGAGACAUGUGAGAUUGCGUCAUACGCUGACGUUGGCACAACAAUGAUGCAGAGCAAAGUUGGGUCACUAACAACAUCAGACGAUUCCAUUAUCUACGAAGAAGUAAACAGUUGAAUUUACAUCAAUGGUGCAAUAUUUGGUCAAACACGAAACAAACGCGUAUCACGUUUCUGUAUACAAUACAGGAAAGAAAAACGUAUGUGAUCAAAAUGUGGUAAACAUUUAAGAAGCCGCACUGUUGAACUAUGAAGCUUAGUUACAGUCGACGAUCUCAGAUCUAGUCACCGAUGAUGGCUGAG
Corticium candelabrum is the source of this 1726-nucleotide messenger RNA. Its product is annotated as neogenin-like. Gene Ontology annotation, cellular component: plasma membrane. Lineage: Eukaryota; Metazoa; Porifera; Homoscleromorpha; Homosclerophorida; Plakinidae. The coding region runs from base 483 to 1541 and encodes 352 amino acids. The record is from RefSeq and is a predicted model, not a curated record. Gene Ontology annotation, molecular function: protein binding. The transcript has 5 exons.